Messenger RNA from Toxoplasma gondii ME49, 6479 nucleotides. RefSeq lists its product as hypothetical. The transcript is spliced from 5 exons. The coding region runs from base 1 to 6387 and encodes 2128 amino acids. The record is from RefSeq and is a predicted model, not a curated record. Lineage: Eukaryota; Apicomplexa; Conoidasida; Eucoccidiorida; Sarcocystidae.
AUGUCAGGAAGAAACUUGCCCCCAAGUCCACUGCAAGUUCAACAUCGCGUCGGACUAAGUGAGAGACGGGUCGCUGAUCUCGGGAGCCACGAGGUGCCUGAGGGAGCCGGGGAGAAUGAUACCACUGAAGCAGUCGACAGAGAAAGAGUGCUUCUUCCAACACAAGGGGUGGGUGAGGGGACAACAUCCAAAGAACGCAGAUACUCUCUUCGAGGUAAGCAGCAUGGCGCCAUGCUGUUUAGAACCGAGCUUCCAGUAGCAGGCGCUGCGGGCAAAAACCGAAGAAGUAGAGUAGCUGAGGAAGAUUCUACAACGGAGCGUUUGCCGCCUCGACUUGGAGAAAAACGCACUGGAAGGCCUGAUGAAGAAGAGGCGUCCAGCGAUGAGAAAAAACCCAGAACAGCAGAACUUUCAGAUAGCUUGAAAGCAAUUCCUGUCGGCCGAGUCGCUACCCUGAAGCAAAAGCUGGAGCGAAGAAUGGAGAGACGAAGACAGCGCCAGGCUGCGGCGAGGCUCCACUGGCACCGACCCCCUGAAAAGGUACGCGGAGAGUCAGCAAGGCUUCUGUUGCCACCAAUCAUUGCUCGAUACGAAAGCCUAGAGGAAAGCUUGUCAUCGUCUGAUGACGACCAAAAUAAAAGACUACCCUGCUCGAAUGGUGCUGAAGGCCGGGGGCAAGAAAGGCACAUCAAGUGGAUGCAGCUGAACGCGGAGAUGAUCAAUCAGCGUCGGCAUCGCGAGGAAGAUUUCUCUGUCUCAUUAUCGGCAACCGGAACUCAAGAACAGGCAGAAGAAACACGAACAAUCCACGCAUCCUGUUUUCCUCUCUCUUGUGGUAACACGCACCACGAAGACUCAUCCUCUGCUAUUACUCUCUGUUCCAAUCUCGCGCUUGCCUCUUCUUCCCGAGUACAGCCUGUCGGAGCGGUCGAAGACCCUUCGUAUUCUGCCGCGGAUGAACCGGAGUCUGAGGUUUCUUCUAGCUCGGCAGCCGAAACAUCACCUGGAAUCGUAUUUCCUUUGCGGAACGUGUCACUGAAUUUAGAGAAUCUUUCCCUGUCAGAAAGUACACAGCAAAUCGUCUCUAGUCAGCAGUUACUCCUGCCUGAUGUGGAGGCCUCUUCUGCCUCCUCCUUCGAGGCAGAAGGCGACGUGGAUGCCAGCAAGAAACCAGAAGAACAGGAGGACCAGCCACAGCGAUUGUCUAUUUCCAUCUGUUCUCGCCAACUAGAUUCACAACACAGUCGCCCAGUCACUCCGCGACGUUCCUCUCCACCUCGUGCUUCUGCGGUAGGUGUGACAUCGAAUCAGCAUCCCGAGUACACCUCCUUUUCUCGUUCUUCUCCUCCUUUUGCUUCUUCCUCUGCUUUUGAAAUACCAGGCGAGGGACGAGGCAGUGCAAAAACUCGCACAUCCCAUAUCCAUACGUCAGAUACAUACAGAAAGCCGGCGGAAGCUGAAGAGAAUGAUGCGCUUCGCCCACGCGAUUUAGACGCAUUGGAAAAGGGAACGCAGACGCACGAUAUGCCACAGGGAGACAGGACACUAUUUACCAAAUCGCUUGUUGAAACGACCGAAGCCGAAGGGCACAAACACCCCAUCUGCGCAAUCCUCCAACCAUGCAUGCGACGGGAGAGUGUCUCCGAGUCACCUGUGCCGGAGAUCGCGAAGUGGAAACCGGCCUCAGGAGACAAUGCGGAGAGUAAAGCGAGGGAUCUCGAGGUGGUCAGCAGCAGGGAGGUGACGAAAGACGGUGGAGAUGAAGCAGAGAAAAAAGGACUAGAUGAGGGGAAAGCAAUAAAAACAGAUAUCGCGAAAGGCGGGGGCACAAGCCAAGAGUCGCAUGACGGGAGAGACAUGGCGUUACGCAGGGAUCCUGAGGAGAGCGACCGGGGGAUGCUGCAUCCUGGCUCUUUACCUUCUGUUCACGUUCACGGUGGACAGAGAAAACAGUCUCUGGGGGAGGCGUCUGCGCGCAUGCGGAUCCCUGCGGAAACAAGGACGAAGUCGCGUUCCCCUAUAUCGUCGCGGAAGCUAAAACCUCUAGUUCGGGUGCCCCCUCUCAAUCUGACACCGGUGCAAGACGCACGCGAGAGUAUCGAGAGCUUCCUUAAGAAGAACAACUCCUGUUCGUCUGGCCUCCAACUGGUCGCAACUAGCCGAGAACACUCAUGCACUGUCGGACCCCCGCUCGUCUUUGGCUCGUCGUGCAAGACCGCAGCCACAGAGAGAGGCAGGUGCCGCAAAGCGUUUGGAGACAGGACAACGGGCGAUGCGAGAGGAGCUCCUGGGAGACCGCGAGUCGUGCCACAGCGCCUCCAGGAUUCAGAGAAUGGAGGCAGCCCCGAACGUGGAGCCUGCGACUUCGCUCGCAAACCAGGAUGCGUUAUUCAGAAAUCGCCCAUACGUUUGCUAGACCGAAGAGGGAGGCCUUUUCAGACCUGCAGGGAAGCACGAAAGGAUCUUCCGCAAAGCGAUGGAACCACAGCAUCCUCGUUGGCACCUCAGACCAUUUCUCUGGCCCGUCCCGUCCAGCUCGCGAAAGGUGGGAGAGACAAGACUUCGAUUCCGCGUGCCUCCGGCUGUCCUGACACCCGGGUGCCGCUGCUAAGGAUUCCUAUUUCCUCCCGCGUCGUCCGUUGUUCUACUAGUCUCUUCACUGCUCGCGUGUGCACCAUUCUCGAAAAGGAGUUGGAAGAGGGAAACAGGGGCCUCCUGACGACAAAGGAAGCUGAGAAUCCAGUCAUGCGUUGCGCGAGUGUCAUUCACGGCGAUGCACAGGAGAAGACGGAACACAGCGAGCUCGGCGAAAAGGAAGGAAAUUACCAAGACAAGACACGGGACACUUGCCGCAGUCCGGAGGGAGCUCGGUGCGACACUCUAGUCAUAGUGCGGGAGGAAGGCAAACCCCAAAGGGAACACAACGAAAACGAACAGACAGAUGCAAUGCAGCUGCGGGACCUCUCUCCCCAUCCGCGCUCGAGCUGCUCAAGCGAUUCUCGGACGGCUACUGACGAAGAUAAAGGAGACGCGAGAAGACGGCUGAAGAAGAGCGCCGGACGUAGGGCGCGCGGGGACAGGAGGAGACACACAGAAGUGAACGGCCGAGAGGGAAGUUCGACUGGCGACAAGGAAGACACCACACUUGCACCCCUGGAAGAACCGCUUCUAGCAGUGAUGCAAACGUGCUUCACUUCCUCACCAUCCUCUCUCACAUCCUGUGAUUCCCCAGAUUCUCAUCCAUCGUCUGUUGUUCCGUCUCCUGGCCGUGCACUUGCAAGCGCGUCAGUAGCCCUGUGUGAAGACCGGAACAUGGAGAAGGACGCAGGCGAAGCCGCGACAGAUGGCCACGCGCAUUCACGUGCACUGCUGCAUGCACAGAUUGCUAGCAGCUUCGAAUCUAUCCUCCUGGGGGAUCCUAAACAAUGCCGAAUGUCCAGCUCAAACAUUGUAGUAUCAGAAUCUUCGUCAGUGCCUCAGAGUGCUUCGCGGUCGUCUUCACACUCUCACCGUCGUGAUAUAACUCGUCUUUCUUCCUUUCCGCAAGAACGGUUCCCCGGUGCCCCACGUCCGACUGAUAGCGAGGCGGGAUCGAUUGCUUUGGUUACUCAUGCGCCGGAAGGAGGCAAAGAGGCCCCUACUUCAACUGGAGUGUAUCCGUUAACAGGCGGUGAUAACGCGGAUAAAUCAGAAGCGGAGAGGAAUGAAGGAAACACACAAGAUGCGCUUUCGGAGUCUAGCAAGGUCCUAAAAGAGAUGAAACAAGAACCCGGCACCGACCGAGAGGAGGAGGGAAGCACUACAGACGCGUGGAGCCUGCAGCGCGGUUCGCUAGAAGCCUACGUGGCUGUCGGCACCACGUCCUCUCUCUCGUCAAGCAGCUCUGUGUCUGCUAGCCGCACAGACAAUUUUCGGACCGCUUCUUGUGCAAGUCCUACCAAAACGCCGUCGCUUCCACCUGCAAGUUCGCCUUCAGGCAGGUCUGUGGCUGGCCCUUCACGAACAACACGAUCCUCUCCUUCGUCCGUUUGUUCCACGCCUCUGCUGCCGCAAAGGGCUAGUUCAAUUGCCACUUCGAACGGAUUUCCACCAGGUGAUGGCAGGGACGUUUGUGAGGUUGAAGUAGCUGAAAACGAACUGGGCGACAAUCGUGGCCGAAGAGCCCCGGGAGCUCGAGGGAUGUCCACGCCCUCGGCAGGAGGAAUGUCCAGCGCCCCUAGGGAAGAUGAAAGUGACGGGGAGAAAGAAGGUGCAGAGCUGAUCCGUAUGACCGAAGGAGCCACAACGGCGACAUUGGUCGUGAGAGGUAGAGCACGAGACAAUAGAGGGACGGUCGUCGACGAGAACACUUUGCGCUCGGGAAGAAGCGCCGUUCGAGGAGCUACAUGCGGCAGGGGCCACCGACGAAUUGUUCUCAGUUCAAACCCAGGUGCACUCACUCAGAAUGAUGCAACCGCGGCAGGAGGCUGUCGAAAAAAGGACAGAGAACAGAACGCCAAUCAGUUUCUUCUGUUCCAGCCCAUGCGGCGGUCUCCAACACGAGGCAAUUCUGUGGCUUUUGUCAAUCCAUCUGAAAAACCUACGGGCUCUGCGGACGCCAGAAACAAGUCGAGAAAUCGUGCUUCACCCAUCGCUAUCUUUGCUUCCGCCUUCUGGAGCCAUGUGUCGGCUGACGCGGAGGGCAGUGACCGCAGCGUCGCCGACGGGGGCAUUGAAAAUCCCAACGCGAUUGUUGACUCUCAGGCACAAGAAUCUAAACAGUUCAGCUUCGGUUUUUGGAAGGGAUCCUUACAGGUAGACUCUGAGGAACCCGUUCCACGAGGUUCGGCCUCUCCGGCCCCUGCAGCCAGUCGCCUUCAACCCACCGGUUCGUUCAAUAAGCAGGUCCCAGACGACGAUGGCCACGGUUCGCCCACGCGUCCUGGUGAAGACGCUAACCAGCAGUGUAUCGUUUCUGGGGAUCCAUCGCGUUGGGUGCACAUGCAUGUGAGUACUGCUCGGAGCCGUGCAGGCCCGUUGGUGCCUCAGGGCUCGACGCGUGCUCGCGCGGGGUGCCCUCUGGUGGGCAGACGGUCUGUUGCCCAGCCGGUGGCUUGGUCUAAGUUCGCUGACGGCGUUGCUCGCGAAACAAGGGUCUCUGGACUCUAUGGCAGUGUUGGCAAGCGCAGUUUUGCAGACUGUCUGGCCUUCCUAGACACGUCGAGCACCGAGACGCCAUCCACGUCGACGGUAACAUCACAGCUCUCUGAGGCCGACGGAACGCGGUCGUCCUGUGGCGGCAGCUUGCCCUCGACCAACGAUUUGGAUGAAAUGACGACAAUGGAGAGGGAAGGAAAGGGUGAUGGCGCAUCCGAGAGAGCUACCGCACGAUCCUCCGAAGAGGUUUGUGGAGACGAGCAGAACAUCAUUGAUCCGAUGAAGUGUAAGGACUGUCAGCGAGUCGCGAUUUCAGUGGGAUCAUCAGCAGGGGCCUCGAGCACGGGCAGGCACUUGGCCACGGAGGACAAACGGCAGAAAGACUUAGAAACAGAACAGCAUUGGAAGUGCGGGCAUAGCACAAGCAGAUUUGGUGGUGUCAGUGAGAUUCAACAGGACUCCAAAAAAGAGUCCCGUGGAAAUGCUCCGAGUAAUGAGGUGUCCAAGUCGCCUGACGGACGAGUAGAAGGCCGAGGACGAAGUGUAGAGUGCGAGAGAAACAGAACAGCUUCUCGUGGGGACACCAACACUGGUUCGCGCCGUGGCACCGCUACUCCAGAAGACGAAAUACAAACAGGAGAUAGUGGAACGAUUCGGGUGGUCGAAGCUAAACGCAGGACACCAGCGCCAGCACCUCGAAGAAGAGACAAGUCCCUGGGAGCUGAUCUAGGUGUACUACCGGCGGACGAUGGGCGGAAGAUCUUGGAUGGAAGAAGCAUCGGGAGAGAAAGAAGGGCAGAAAGCGAGGAGAGCUGCGUAAGUCGGAGCGGCACCAGACAUGUGUGGCGCCCCCUCGAAGGGGCACGCCCUCAUGUUAAGGGAGACAUCUCCACGCAGAAGCGAGACUGCGUCGAUGGUAACCAUUUGCACGAUGAUAAUGGAAGCUGGUUGAACCGUCUCGCGGGACCGUUCCGACAAGGAACCUUCCUUUGGUGGACGCGAGGUGCCACUGAAGAUGUGUCUAGCGAAACAGACAAGUGGGAGCCUUGGAAUCAAAAAGGUCGCAUCGUUGGUAGUCAGCGUGUCUUGCCAGCCCGCUGGCGGGAGGCGAAGCCAGACUCAGGCCUGCGAAAUGGAACCGAGGAUGAAACGGGCAGAUGCGAACCCGAAGGUGUCGACGCAAUGCAUGCCCUUGCUGGGGUUCGCAACUCUCGAGAGCCUUCCGCCACCACGGACAAAGAGGUGCCCUGAGACACAAAGGGCGCAGCUUCCCAACAUACAGCAGGAAGGUCGCUUCCACCGAACCCGUAAAACACAGACUCCAGCUAUCGUCAGUCAGCUUG